Lepus europaeus (European hare) is the source of this 978-nucleotide messenger RNA. RefSeq names its product olfactory receptor 10C1-like. The transcript has a single exon. Gene Ontology annotation, cellular component: membrane. Gene Ontology annotation, biological process: G protein-coupled receptor signaling pathway. The coding region runs from base 16 to 978 and encodes 320 amino acids. Gene Ontology annotation, molecular function: olfactory receptor activity; G protein-coupled receptor activity. The record is from RefSeq and is a predicted model, not a curated record. Lineage: Eukaryota; Metazoa; Chordata; Mammalia; Lagomorpha; Leporidae.
UCUGUUUUCCAGGUAAUGAGCCUCAACUGUACCUUGUGGCAGGACAACAGUAUGUCUGUCAAAAGUUUUGCAUUUGCCAAAUUCUCUGAGAUCACCGAACAGUGUUUCCUUCUAUUUACUCUCAUCCUAUUCAUGUUCUUAGUGUCAUUGAUGGGCAAUGCUCUCAUAGCCUUUGCCAUCUGGACCAACCCAGUUCUCCACACCCCCAUGUACUUCUUUCUUGCUAACCUGUCUCUCCUGGAGAUUGGCUACACUUGCUCUGUCAUACCCAAGAUGCUGCAGAGCCUUGUGACUGAAGCUCGAGGGAUUACUCGGGAGGGUUGUGCCACACAGAUGUUUUUCUUCACAUUUUUUGCUAUCAGUGAGUGCUGUCUUUUGGCAGCCAUGGCUUAUGACCGAUAUAUGGCCAUAUGCUCCCCGUUACACUACGCAACACGAAUGAACCGUGGGGUGUGUGUCCAUUUGGCAAUGGUUUCUUGGGGGGUAGGAUGUCUGGUAGGUUUGGGACAGACCAAUUAUAUUUUCUCCUUGAAUUUCUGUGGCCCUUGUGAAAUAGACCACUUCUUCUGUGACCUCCCACCUAUCCUGACACUCGCUUGUGGGGAUACAUCCCAUAAUGAGGCUGCAGUUUUUGUUGUAGCAAUUCUCUGCAUUUCCAGCCCAUUUUUACUGAUCAUUGCUUCUUAUGGCAGGAUUUUAGCCUCAGUGCUGGUCAUGCCCUCACCCGAGGGCCGCCAUAAAGCUCUUUCCACCUGUUCUUCCCACCUACUUGUAGUAACACUUUUCUAUGGUUCAGGAUCCGUAACCUACUUGAGGCCUAAAGCUAACCAUUCACCAGGUAUUGAUAAACUCCUAGCCCUGUUCUAUACAGUAGUAACGUCCAUGCUCAAUCCCAUCAUCUACAGUUUACGGAACAAAGAAGUCAAAGCAGCUCUCCAGAGAACCCUGGGCAAGAAAAAUGUUUUGAUCCAUGGAUAG